GACCGGGUCGAUGGUCUGUGUACCCGACCCGUAUAACUUAAUUGCCACCCCUCAAAAAAUGGUUUCCCCCCUACAAUCUGCCCUCCGCUUCUGCCCGCAGUGUGCUGCCGCUGCCCAAGCUGCUCUUCCGUUGUCCCUUCGCCGGAAUCCGGACGGCAGAGAAGCAAGGGCGUAACCUCGUCAAUCUUCAGUCAGUGAGGUCGAGACCAAUUUGCUGGAGCAGCCAUGAGUACCAUGAAAUUCUGCCGCGAAUGCAAUAACAUAUUGUACCCAAAAGAAGACAGAGAGCAGAAGGUUCUUCUUUAUGCUUGCAGGAAUUGCGACCAUCAGGAAGUAGCUGAUAACAACUGUGUCUAUAGAAACGAAAUACAUCACUCUGUUGGUGAGCGUACUCAAGUAUUACAAGAUGUAGCUGCUGAUCCAACUCUUCCUAGGACUAGAACUGUUCGAUGUACUGUCUGCAAUCAUGGAGAGGCUGUCUUCUUCCAGGCGGCUGCAAGAGGAGAGGAAGGAAUGACCUUAUUUUUUGUCUGUUGCAAUCCAAACUGUGGUCACAGAUGGAGAGAUUGAUUUCAGGAUCAUGUGAUGACACUGAUGUAUAUGCUGCUUGUUUCCUCUUCUGUGGGAUCGUACUAACAUUCUCACCGACUGAAGCCAAAUAGCAUCUGUGGCAUGUUUUGUGCUAAUUGAUCUUCUAUUUCCAAACUAAAUGGUCUCCUAUUGCUGACUAACACAAAUACUGAUGGUCACAUGGCAUGUUGUAUCUCCCACAGAUUGAGCUUAAAUGGACAUGUAAUUUGUGGCACA
Messenger RNA from Nymphaea colorata (pocket water lily), 807 nucleotides. Its product is annotated as DNA-directed RNA polymerases II, IV and V subunit 9A. Gene Ontology annotation, molecular function: DNA-directed RNA polymerase activity; zinc ion binding; nucleic acid binding. The coding region runs from base 226 to 570 and encodes 114 amino acids. Gene Ontology annotation, biological process: DNA-templated transcription; transcription-coupled nucleotide-excision repair; maintenance of transcriptional fidelity during transcription elongation by RNA polymerase II. The record is from RefSeq and is a predicted model, not a curated record. NCBI's taxonomy places the organism in Eukaryota, Viridiplantae, Streptophyta, Magnoliopsida, Nymphaeales, Nymphaeaceae. Gene Ontology annotation, cellular component: RNA polymerase II, core complex. The transcript has 5 exons.